Molecule: messenger RNA, 909 nt
Organism: Alternaria arborescens
Lineage: Eukaryota; Fungi; Ascomycota; Dothideomycetes; Pleosporales; Pleosporaceae
Exons: 2
Coding region: 1-909 (302 amino acids)
Molecular function (GO): oxidoreductase activity
Source: RefSeq, a predicted model, not a curated record
AUGCAGCGAGCAAACACGACCGAGAGCCUGCGCACGCCUGGCGCCAGCAUCUCGACCCUCAACCUGAACAAGCCCCCGCGGCCGGGCAUGGAGCGCGCGCCCACAUCCACCAACCUCACACGGCCGCUGCCCAUCCAACGCCUGGAGGGCAAGGUCGUCAUGAUCACGGGCGGAGGCGGCAAGGUGGGCGUCGAGUCUGCCGGCCGCCUGCUUAUCGAAGGCUGCAACGUCGCCCUCAUCGACAUCGACCAGGGUGCUCUCGAGGCUGCCGUGCCCGUCCUCAAGGCCGCCAUUCCCACAGGCUCGCCCAUCGAGUCGCGCCUGCUCACCAUUGUCGCCGACGCGACCAAGGAGCCCGACGUCGAGGCAUGCGCCAAGAAGGUGGUGCAACGCUUCGAGAGGCUCGACGCUGCCCUGCUCAACUGCUGCCAUCGCGGCGAGUCCAAGAGCAUCUUCGACGUCACCGAAGACGACUUUGACCGCAUCAUGACCAUCAACGCCAAGUCUGCAUUCCUAGGCGUCAAGUACGCUGCUACAGCCAUGCAGACCACCUCUGGUGGCGGCUCCAUCAUCAUCCGAUCCUCCAUCGCCGGUCUUCGCGGCUUCCCCAACCUCAUCUCGUACAGCGCCAGCAAGUUCGCCCUGCGCGGCAUCGCCCUUACCGCCGCUGAAGAGCUUGGUCCGCUCAACAUCCGCGUCAACACCAUCCACACGAGCAUCAUCCAAACACAGGGCUACAAGGACGGCUGGAACAAGGAGAGGCUGGCAGAGCUCAAGGAGGAGACUGCACUCGACCGCUUCAGCACCCCAGAUGACGUGGCCAGCGUCGUUGCAUUCCUCGUCAGCGAAGACAGCAAGUUCAUGACUGGUGGACAUUUGAAGAUUGACGGCGGCUGCGUCGCUGUUUAG